AUGCCAACAGGUGAGGAGGAUGAGGAUGAAGCAGCUUUCAUUGCCGCCAGUACCGGAGGAUAUGGAAAGUUUGAAGUGCUUCAGAGAGCCCUCACUUCCCUGACUUACAGCGCCCUCUGUCUGCCGGAGGACAUUGCCGCUCGUGGGGUUGAAGGAAUACCCAACUACCACUACCGCAAUGACGGCCUUAAACAGUGGGCUGUGAUCAACAGGUUUGUGGAUGGCAUGGUGAAACAUUACUACCCAGCAGACAAAGAUGUCCUGGAGGACACUGAGCUGCAGGCCUGGAUAGAGGAUAUCUUCACCAACGGGUUCUUAGGAAGGCAAGAGUCAGGUAUCCCAGGAACUUUCCUCACUGUUCAGGAACUAACGAAGUUUCUCACCAUGGUCAUAUUCACCUGCUCGGUGCAACACAGCGCAGUCAACAGUGGACAGUUUGACUACUGUUCCUGGAUGCCUAACGCCCCCCCACCAUGACCCAACCUCCACCCUCCACGAAGCAGAACCUCCGCUUUUCUGAGCUCGUCCACAGUCUAGCUGACUGCAAGAGCUCCUUACUGAGCCUGAUUCUGACCAGGACACUCAGCUUCUCUUACUCUCGCAAUGUGAGUUUCUCCGUCGGCCACAGUGACAUAAGCUGUUGAGACAUUUUAAUGUUG
Lepisosteus oculatus (spotted gar) is the source of this 659-nucleotide messenger RNA. The record is from RefSeq and is a predicted model, not a curated record. Lineage: Eukaryota; Metazoa; Chordata; Actinopteri; Semionotiformes; Lepisosteidae.